AUGGUUGAAAAGUCUGGGUUCAUUGUUCAUAAUGGGUACAAUACUCCCUUUUGGGAAGCUAGGUGGUUAUUUCGUUUGGUUUUGAAAGAAGAUUUUCCGAAUCUUUUUGAAGCAUCUUGCUUGAAAGGUGUUUCGGUAGAGGUGAUGGGAGGUUGGGUGGAGAAUAAAUGGUUAUGGGGGGCGUGUGGUAUACCGGAAAGUAGGUUGCAUCAUCCUUUGAUUGCGGCCGAAUGGGGGGCUCUUUGUAAAUUAUUGGAGGAUUUUGGAGCGAUGGGUGUUCAUAAGGAUGAGGUGGAAUGGGAGUGUAAAGGGUUUAAUUCGUUUUCGGUUGCCUCUUUCUACGAGGCUUAUGCUUGUUAUCGUACGCCUUUGGGACCUUUUGGUAGAUUCUUUGUGGCAAAAUCUUUGGUUUGGAAGGCGGAAGUUCCCUUUAAGAUUAAGGCUUUCGGGUGGAGGCUCCUUGCAAAUAGACUCCCAACAAAAGAUCUCUUGGUGUUAAGAGGUAUUUCUAUUCCUUCCAAUAAUUUAAAUUGCUCUUUUUCUCGAAUGGUACCAGAAAACCGAUAUCAUUCUUUUUUUGCUUGCCCUUGUGUAAAGCGUAUAUGGAGGGAUAUAGCUUUUUGGAUAGGAAAAGUUGGAAUAGGGGAGGAAGAGAGCUUGUCAAAUUUUAUGGAUUGGCACUCUUUUUGUAAAUCUAAAAAAGUAGGUGUAAAGAAAUUAGAUGUCAUUUGGUUGGCUACGACUUGGUCGAUUUGGUUGAGUCGUAAUGGGGCUUGUUUUCGGUUGGAGGAUUGGAUUUUAGAUGAUUUGGUUUGGAGCAUCAAAUGCUUGGUUUGGAGGUGGUCCUUUUGCGGAGAAAUUACCCAAGCCAAUUAUUCCUAUUAUGACUUUGUCAAGAAACCUUUGCGGUUCAUGUCAUAA
This is a messenger RNA of Vicia villosa (hairy vetch), 921 nucleotides long. RefSeq lists its product as uncharacterized. Bases 1 to 921 code for a protein of 306 amino acids. The transcript has 2 exons. NCBI's taxonomy places the organism in Eukaryota, Viridiplantae, Streptophyta, Magnoliopsida, Fabales, Fabaceae. The record is from RefSeq and is a predicted model, not a curated record.